CGACUCGUGGGCGACAGCAGUCGUCUCGCAGCAUCCACCGAGAGAGCAUUUGCACCAGACCCGCGUCAAGACGUUCGCGCCGAAACAACACUCGGCAGUGUUCGUCUUGCGACACAUCACGUUCAGAAAAUAUUGAACUGUAAUUGUUGAAUGAAUCUGCAUAAGUUGAAUAAUAACGAAUCAAUCAUUCGGCAGCAGCGGCGGUGGCGGUGGAAAGUUGCAGAAGAGGUUUCCAAAAGUUACGUGCUCGUGGUCAUUCUCUGGAAAUCAAUAAUGCCUGUCGGCGGAAGGGUAGCCGGCAAAGGUGUCGGCAUGCACAAUUCUGGCGGAUCUAGCGAUGGUCACGCGUCUGGCGGAUUCAACGAGGAAGUCAUAUGGAUCAGUAUUGGCAUGAGCAUAGCCAUCGUCAUUCUAAUCACGAUAGCGUUGUGCUAUUUAGCCCGGCAGCGGUGCAAGAAGCGGCAGGAGAUUACCGUCCGCACCUAAUGCGGCGGCACUGCGCGGCAACCACGUCUGCACAACAACACGUUACGAUACGUCGUGUCAUGUUCUAGCGACCCGGCGAAAACGUUGUUCUUCUGCGGAUGACGUGCCGAUAAAACCCAACACCUCCCCAUUCGCGUUUCAAAAUCCGUUUCACCCCCGUAGAUAAUCGUUAAAGUUAAGUGUUUGGUAACAGACCGCCGACUCCGUGACACGACUACGUUAUUUUAACGUACGACAAACGCCGCCGCUAAUAGCGACCGUAACUGUCGCAGUUGUCGCGUUUAUUUCAUUUUUUUUUUUUUUUUAUUUUAACGCAAUGCUAUUAUGGCACGUAUCUCGUAAGGGUUUCUUAGCCUUUUUUGCGUUGCAACUGUAACAAUGUUCGAAGGAUAGUGUCCAUUCACUGCCGCGGUCAUCACCAACCGAGGAAAAAGUUUUAUGGUCUGAUUUUCAAACGCAAUAAACAGUUUUUCUCGAAAAUCCUACCGAAGGUAUUUUUAUUAUUCUUUCACUCGCCAAAGAUCUACAUCGCUUCUCCAUCCAUAACUCCGCUGAUAGAACAGAUUGGGUGUACAGUCACUCCGCCAUAUCGAAUCUCCCAUAACAUAAUUUGGCACUGCUACGACAUGUCGUGCUGCACGUGGGGAUUUAUUACGAAGAUGUUUAGAAGUUAUAUAUAUAUAUAUAUAUAUAUAUAUAUAUAUAUAAAAGUGUGGUUUAAUCGCCGCGAAGAAUUCAAUAAUUAAAAUUUUAUUCUAUAAUAUAUUAUUAAGAGGAUGUAAUAAAGUAGUAAUAAAGGCAUAACAAUUCAUUUUACUCAGGACUAAAUCAUUUCGUGCAAAUUCAUGGUACAGGCUCCUUUAAUUUAUUUUUUUUUUUUAAAAAAAGAAGAGAAAAUAAUCUAUGAUGUAACGUUUUUAUUUUUUAGUUAAUAAAAAUGGAUUCGAAGUUAUGAAUAUGUUAACAUUUGUAACAUAAUUAAGUUCUUUAUUUAAAAUAUUGCUAAAAUAAGUUAUCGAAAAAAUAAAAACGCUACAUUAUACUUAAUAAGCUUAUUAGUACUCUAACCUAUUUUUAAAACAAAAAAAGGAACCUCAAGUAUGAAUUGGUACUGAAUGGCUCUAUCCCACGCAAUUUGGUUUUUCUGCAUUAAAAUCCUAAAUAAAUAAUUUAUUUAUAUUAUAAAUAUUAAUAAUAUAUUAAUAACAGUAAUUAAUUCAAUUUAUAGAUCAACGAUCAUGAUCAUUCGUCAUAUACUUACAUGUAUGCGUUCGUGCUGUAGAUCAUCGGUAUAUAGAACGUUAAGCUUGAGACACACUUUUGAGUAUCAUGUCUUCUUAAUACAUAAUAAAUAAUAUUGUAUUCAUAAUAAUUAUUGUAACAGUACGAAUAUAACAACAUUAAAAUGUAUAUAGCAGAGACGGGAACCUUUUAAAUGAUAGGAACCGAUACCGGGACCGAAACCUUUAUUUUGAUAAAUUAAAUAUCGGAACAGAACCGGAAUUUUUAAAUUAUAAAGGUUCUUUUAGGUUCCAAAAUUA
Messenger RNA from Sipha flava (yellow sugarcane aphid), 2027 nucleotides. RefSeq lists its product as uncharacterized. The transcript is spliced from 4 exons. The record is from RefSeq and is a predicted model, not a curated record. The coding region runs from base 151 to 486 and encodes 111 amino acids. Lineage: Eukaryota; Metazoa; Arthropoda; Insecta; Hemiptera; Aphididae.